Messenger RNA from Osmia bicornis bicornis, 3942 nucleotides. Its product is annotated as sodium-independent sulfate anion transporter-like. The transcript has 11 exons. Gene Ontology annotation, cellular component: membrane. Bases 1602 to 3410 code for a protein of 602 amino acids. The record is from RefSeq and is a predicted model, not a curated record. Lineage: Eukaryota; Metazoa; Arthropoda; Insecta; Hymenoptera; Megachilidae. Gene Ontology annotation, biological process: transmembrane transport. Gene Ontology annotation, molecular function: sulfate transmembrane transporter activity.
GUGAUUUUCGAGUCACCGAGUGUCAAUUCUUAUAAACAAUGCCCAACGAGACGUGAAACGGUAAUGAAUUCAUGGCUAAACGAUGAUCUCGUUCAAGCUGUAUCAAUACUAGUCUUUUAAGGUCAUGUAUUAACAGGUUACUUCCACUUAUCAUUCGAAGCAGCUGAAUGAUUAGAAUGUUUUUUCAACGACUUUGACAAAUUACCUAUUAAACGUUUCGAGACGUUUGUUACUGACACGUACCAGUUCUCAUUAAUUUCGUGAUACAUCAGAAAAGAACAGAAGUUUCUGUUACUUUUUGUGUUGACGUGUUACGAGAAGCAUGUUAACAUGCAAAACAUAUCGUCAUUCAAGAACACAGAACGUCCUUGUAAUUACAGACAUGCACACAGUGGCCGGCACACGCGAAGAAUUUCAACCAUUCUCUUGGGAAAAAGAAACCAAAACAGAUAAAAAGAAUUCGAGUGAAAAACGAGAAAAGAAACGCGACAGUAUGGAAAAGUGUAGCGGAACGUGUUGUUUGUGGAAGUAAUCGACACAUUCCACGGCGAUCGAUGAAGGAAUCUGGAGACAUAAAUUAACGCCACGUAAUCAUAGAGAGUCGCGACCACUUUUACCAGUUACCAUCUCGUUACCAUCCUAAAACUUACUUUCCAUCUUCUAUUACUAAGGUAAUGAUACUUUGCGAUCAUCCAACUUUUUCCAUCAAAAAUUUCAAAAUAAUAUUCCUCCAUGAUAAGUGUUUUCCAAGGCUCACUGUUUUCACUUAAGUACCAUUUUAUCAAAUUGGUAUUUAAGUGUAUGCUUAGUUCAAUAUUUUCAAGGGCCAAAAAGCGUUAAUUUGAUAAAGAGAUGAAUAAUAAUUAAUACAAUUGAUGGUCAAAAUACUAAAUACUACUUUUACCAGUUACCAUCUCGUCACCAUCCUAAAACUUACUUUCCAUCUUCUAUCACGAAGGUAAUGAUACUUUGCAAUCAUCCAACUUUUUCCAUCAAAAAUUUCAAAAUAAUAUUCCACCAUGAUUAACUUGUUUUCCAAGGCUCACUGUUUUCACUUAAGUACCAUUUUAUCAAAUUGGUAUUUAAGUGUAUACUUAGUUCAAUAUUUUGAAGAGUUAAAAAGCGUUAAUUUGAUAAAGAGAUGAAUAAUAAUUAAUACAUUCAAAAUACUAAUUAAAACAUAUGAAGGAGAAUUAAGAACUCCAUCGUUUUCUACGUCACACUUCUACUAUUAACAAAACCAAACAAACUCUGACGAAGAUUAUCAGAGCGUCAGGAUGGAAAACACCCAGCAGGAAGUUCUGUGAAUAAAAAUCCGGUCAUGGAUCCGUGAAGAAAGGGUAAAUUGUUCGGUAAAUUGUCCAUGAUUUGGGUUUUCCGAAGCCAGUGACCAUUUAGAGGGGGCGACGCAUGCGUUCGUAUCCUGGACGAGGUAUCAGCAGGUUCUCCAAGUGGAGGGAGAGCGGAGGCACGUGUGAAACAGCUGUAGAUUUAAUCAGAGUGUAGAGCAGGUAGGAGAGUACGCAUCAAACGGCAGCAAGUGUGACAAGAUGUGCUAGAAGAGAAUCUAACUGGCCAGCCACGAAGAAAACAGGAAAGCCAUGACCGGGCUGAACUUCAAGAGACUACUGAAGAACAGAGUACCUAUUUUAAAAUGGCUACCCUUGUACAGGACAAACGACGCGUUUGGUGACCUAGUUGCAGGUUUCACAGUGGGCCUGACCUUAAUACCACAGGCGAUAGCGUACGCUGGAUUAGCGGGUCUGACGCCGCAGUAUGGUCUUUAUAGCGCAUUCGCCGGUAGCUUCGUGUACAUCAUUUUUGGUACCUGUCGAGAAGUGAAUAUCGGUCCAACAGCAUUGAUCUCCUUGUUGACGUAUACGUAUGCCAGAGGUAUUCCGGAGUACGCCAUUCUCCUGUGCUUUUUGUCAGGAUGCGUUACGAUCGUUCUUGGAAUCCUUCGGCUGGGUUUUCUGGUCGAGUUCGUUUCCAUACCGGUUGUCAGUGGAUUCACUUCAGCGGCCAGCGUCAUAAUUGCCUGCAGUCAGAUCAAGAAUUUGCUCGGUUUAAAAAUUCACGGGGAAAGUUUCAUCGAGAUCUGGAGGGUGUUAGCGAGCAGCAUAGGUCAGACCAGGAUACCUGACCUGAUCCUGUCCAGCUGUUGCAUUCUAACUCUGUUGACCCUGAAGAAAGUGAAAGACCUGAAGGUCUCGAAUGAAAUUUUAGGAAAAUCGAUCUGGUUCCUAGGAACUGGUAGAAACGCUUUGGUCGUGAUCUUGUGCGCAGUGGUGUCCUACGUCUACGAGGGUUACUACGGUGGGGCACCGUUUAUCCUAACAGGGCACAUCGACUCGGGGCUACCUUCCAUCGCGCCGCCAUCCUUCACCAGAACCGUCGCCAAUCAAACUGAAACCUUCUUCGACAUUUGUAAAGAUUUGGGCAGCGGUAUAGUGAUCGUUCCUUUGAUCUCGAUCAUUGGAAACGUGGCGAUCGCGAAAGCGUUCUCGCGAGGGCAGUCACUGGAUGCUACUCAAGAAAUGUUGACCCUUGGUUUGUGCAACAUCGUCGGUUCGUUCUUUCAAUCGAUGCCGGUUACCGGUUCUUUCUCCAGGAGCGCCGUGAAUAACGCCUCUGGUGUGAGGACACCAUUGGGUGGCAUAUACACCGGUGUUCUAGUCGUUCUAGCUCUAAGUCUACUCACCCCGUACUUCUAUUACAUCCCAAGAGCGACUCUGAGCUCGGUGAUCGUUUGCGCGGUGAUAUUCAUGGUCGAGGUGCAAAUACUUCGACCGAUUUGGAAGUGCAGCAAACGAGAUUUAAUCCCGACCUUCGCAACGUUCUUCGCAUGCUUGUUCGCCGGUGUUGAGAUAGGGAUUUUAAUAGGCGUGACGAUUGAUCUGGCAAUAUUAAUUUAUUUCAACGCCAGGCCGACAAUAUAUAUCGAAUACAGAAAUACGCCUACGUUAAGUUACAUCCUCGUGCAGCCCAGCGCCGGUUUGCUUUUCCCAGCAGUGGAGUAUCUGAGGAUAUACUUGCUCGAGAACUUGGCCGCUGACCAGCAUAAAUUACAGAGAACCUUCAAGAACUCGAACGUGGUCGUGUUAGAUUGCAAACACAUCGAUAAAAUUGAUUACACCGCGGCGACUGGACUGAAUAUGGUAAUGAGAGACUUUAAGGAGAAGAAUCAUAACUUGAUACUGUUACGACCUUCCAAGGAAGUUUUAAGGAGCAUCCAAUCCCUCUCUGAGGAAACGAUCAGAGUGGUCAAUACUGAUGCUGAAAUGAUAGCUGCUUUGAAAGAAUGGAACACGAUCAAACGAACUCGAGAAAUCGGUGCUGAACUAUUAGAUAUGUCGAAUGGAAAGCCUACCAGUGCUACCAAGAACGAGCAUACGAGUACGAAACUUUGAAAUCAUUGCAACAAGUUGAUCGAUGUAAAUUGGAAUUAGAAGAAAGAAGAGUAUUAAAAAUUCCUGCUAGUUCAUCGUUUGCAGUUCUCUUUUUAAUUGUAUAGUGGAAAUCGAGUUAUAAGACUAUCAACGAUAUCGUAUAAAAUCGUAAUGAAUAUUAACGUGUUAUUUAUGAUGUGUGUGUGUAUAUAUAUAUUUAUAUAUAUAAUAUUUGUAUUUGAAUUGUAUGAUAAUUCGUACGUUUUUGUAACUUUUUAUAAAGAUAUACGAAUCGAUCAGCAAUGAUAUAGUUCAUAAGAAAUUACUUGCUUUUUUUUUUUUCUAUUUCAAAAAGACUAUUGACACGUGCAUUUCUUAAUAGAGAUGAAAGAAUAAUACUGUGGUUAUAAAUGCAUAUCAGAAUAUGUUGAGGGAUUAUAGUAUAAUGUAUAUAUAUAUAUAUAUAACAUCUACCAAUUACGGCAAGUUUACGUUUUAUUUUGUAAAAACUUGUAAGUCCUCGAAAAAUAAACUAUAUGAUAUUUCUUAACAA